AGACUUAAGUUUUGAAAUCCCAUUUACUUGGGAGCAACAUGUAGCGACGUGAGGAGAAGUAAUUGACAAAAUCCUUGACCGUUUCUUUCCCAAACCAAAUAAAGAAAACCGUAACGAUAAUCACCCUUGUUUUCCUCUCUUCCAUCCUCUCUCUCUCUCUCUCUCUCUCUCUCCUCAACAAGGUACCAAAAAAAAAAACACAGCUCACUAAAGAUCUGAGCCAUUUUGUCAGCUAUGUUUUCCCUAUUCUGAUUAAAACACGUCAAUCUCCAUUCACCAACGUACAUCAAUGUUACCAAAAUCAAGAAAAAGGCUCAACAAUGAACCAGAAUCAAGAAAAAGGCCCAGCAAUGAAGGAGCAGGAUCGGAAAAAGGGUGCAACAAUGGAAAGAAGAAAGACGAUGACCAUGAAUUGGGAAGGUCUAGGAGACCAUGACGACGACGACGACCGGUUCUUCGAAACCUACGACCGAAUGUCCUCCGCCGUCUCCCACGACUUGGCCUCUUCCGGGUCAGACGACGACGACGAAUUCGAGGACCCUCGAAUGUCGUUUUCUUCGGCCAUCUCGUCAGCAACCCCUGCGGUCAAGGACUUUCGCGGCUUCGACGCGGCUCAAGCCACCACAUCCAUAUUCGGCGAUUAUGACAUGUGGACGGCGGAGCCCAGUUCGAUCAAGGAGCGUCGAAAGAGGCUGCUUCAAGGAAUGGGGUUAACUAGCAACAAGAACUUUAUUAGCAUUGCCAGCACAAAAAUCAUCCAUUCACCUUCCCGGAAAGUGCAAAACAAUCAACCGGUGACGAAUACAUCUUCGUCAGCGGUUGAAUCGGCCCCACCCGAAGAGCCGAAAGGCGAGCCUUCACCUUCGAUGCCGAUAAUGCUUGUCCGGUCGCGAUCGGAUGGAGACAUAGAGACAUUUUCUGCUCACACAAGGAAAAGGAAAGAGGAGCUUAUUGGAACAAUAUCAAAGCAGCGUCUCACUAGAACCUCAUCAAUGUUAUUAACCCCGCAUUCCAGUAUCUGUCAGUAUGCCAAUACAGUCAGAGUAUCCCCAAAAACAACUCGAAACAGAUCAUCGAUGCCUAAUAGCGGUCCAUUGACGUCUAUAUUAUCGAACAGUAAGUUUGGCGCGUUUUUCUUGAUAAAAAAUUUGGACACCGGGAAGGAAUUUAUCGUAAAAGAGUUCAAUGAUGAUGGAAUGUGGAAUCGAUUAAGCGAAGUUCAAACGGGGAAGCAACUCACGAUGGAGGAAUUUGAGAAAUCUGUUGGGUAUUCCCCUGUUGUCAAGGAGCUAAUGCGUCGGGAAAACGUGUCAAGAAGUCUAGAUGAUGCGAGGAAAAUUACAAAUUCUUACCUGAGCAAGAGCUUUAGAUACAGCAAGAGGAGGGGGGUUGCCCUGUUGAAGAACAUAAAGGGGGUGGCGAGUUCGGUGAGCGGAUUGGUCGCGGACAAAGAAAGAGAGCAGCAUGCAACAGAAAACCCAAAGAAUAAGAAGAACUCGACCUCCAAAUGGAUCAAAGUUCGUCAACAAGGGAAACCCAUGAAGGAAUUUUCCGCUAUGCAUUUGUGUCUUGAAAUUCAGGCUCACGAGGGAUCCAUUUGGACUAUGAGAUUUAGCCCGGACGCUCAUUACCUAGCGAGUGCGGGAGAAGAUAAGGUGAUUCAUGUGUGGGAAGUCCAAGAAUGUGAGGUUAUGACGGGGUCCGGAAGAUUGCCGGAUGAAUUGAGUUCUGCUCAUUCCAGUCCACUCCACCCAAUGGCAGGGAAUUCACUGGACCAACCUCCACUUGGAGAGGUUUCGCAGCUGCCAUCAGAGAAAAGGAAAGAAAGGCCUCCUCUUGCGGAGCUCUCGCCAAUGCCAUCGGAGAGGAGGAAAAAAGGGAAAGGAUCUAACAAGAAAAAGGGCAACUUAAUACCUGAUUAUGUCCAUGUGCCGGAAACUGUGUUCUCACUCUCGGAAAAACCAGUAUGCUCUUUUACAGGUCACCUGGACGAUGUUUUGGACCUAUCUUGGUCGAGAUCACAGCUAUUGCUUUCAGCUUCAAUGGACAAGACUGUUAGGCUGUGGGACAUGGAAACCAAGAGCUGUCUAAAGUUGUUCGCACACAAUGAUUAUGUAACUUGUAUACAAUUCAAUCCAAUGGAUGAUGACUAUUUCAUAAGUGGAUCACUUGACGCAAAGGUACGAAUUUGGAGCAUACCAGAUCGGCAGCUCGUCGACUAUACUGACCUUCACGAAAUGGUUACUGCUGCCUGUUAUUCCCCUGAUGGGCAGGGUGCUUUAAUUGGUGCACAUACAGGGAGUUGCCGUUUAUACAACACAGCAGAUUGCACGCUAGAACAAAAAGAUCAGAUUGAGAUUCGACACAGGAAAAAGUCUCAAGCAAAAAAAAUAACUGGCUUUGAGUUUUCCCCAGUCAAUCCGUCAGAAGUGCUCGUUACUUCUGCAGACUCUCGGAUUAGAAUCAUCGAUGGUCCAGACGUCAUUCACAAGUUCAGAGGUUUCCGAAACACUAGCAGCCAAAUUUCGGCAUCGUUCAGUCCCGACGGAAAAUAUGUUGUAUGUGCAAGUGAGGAUUCUCAAGUAUAUAUAUGGAAGCGUGAAGAGCCAAGAAAUGGAAGUGCAGGGAAAAGCAAGGGGACGAUCACCACCCAGUCUCAUGAACACUUUCAGUGUAGAGAUGUGUCGGUAGCAAUUCCGUGGCCUGGCAGCAUAAGAAAUGAGCCACCAAUUGUGGAAAUACAGUCUAAAAGGCAUUCAAAACGCUCAAACCCACAUCCACCCUCCACUAUUGGAUCUCCAACCAAAGAAGAAAACGCGGCGGGGGCAAACAGUAAAAGACAGUUGCCGCCUCUUCCCAAGAAGAACAGUAUUUUGGAGAGAUCUAUAAGUUGCCAAGAUGAAGAUCUAGCUCAAGUCUCUCGUACUGACUCCGGGAUUGGAAUCGGCGAGUCAUUCACUUCAGGCUCUUCGUCAAUUAGAUACGGUGACUCACCUUCUAUUUCUGCUUCUGGGAGUUCUCAUUCUCAGACUUGGUCUUCCUCUUGGUCCUUAUUUGAUGGAAAUAGCCAUGGGGGCCACACUGUCCAAGCAACAGCAUGGGGAGUGGUGAUUGUGACGGCAGGGCUGAGAGGUGAGAUCAGAGCUUAUCAAAAUCUUGGGCUGCCAGUUAAGGUCGGCCGUCAGACCAACCUCUUCAGAGACCUCACAUAAAGGUUUUGUCAGUAGAAGGUACUUGUUUUUCUUGACUAAGAUUUAGUCAUUUUCGAAACUACUAUACUGAGUUGUGUGAAGAGAGGGAAUAUAGCUCUUAUGGACAAGAGUUAAGCCUCAUGCAGUGCCAUGGAAUACCUGAGGCUGUUUCAGUAUAAGCAGGUCUAUGCUGUACAUGAGGCUUACUCUCUGUGU
Molecule: messenger RNA, 3407 nt
Organism: Rhododendron vialii
Lineage: Eukaryota; Viridiplantae; Streptophyta; Magnoliopsida; Ericales; Ericaceae
Exons: 7
Coding region: 321-3212 (963 amino acids)
Molecular function (GO): protein binding
Source: RefSeq, a predicted model, not a curated record